AUCCCCUAUCCCACCCCUGUACGUCAUUGCAUCCUUAGAAGUAAGCUUUCUAGUUAGCGGGAGGAUUCUAAGCGCCGCAACAUCUCACGUCUGGUCUUUAACGACAGGCGCUGUUCAAGUCCCUGAUGUAAUUCCUUAUCGUCGCCUUGUUCUUGCGUUCUCUUACUCUCUCUUUUUCCCCUUUACCUUGCACUUCUAUCAACUUGCAGUAGAUGCUCGCGCUCGGAUCAAAUCUAGAAAGCCUUCGUUAUCCCAACCCAUAUCAGCUAUGUCUUCUAGCCCGCACAUCGUCGCAGAAAUACAUCUACCGACAACUCUUUCAUUUACAUCUGAGUCUGAACCCGAACUCAAGUUAACACUCACAUUGGUGGGCUCCCAGAAUCCAGUGAUCAUCUCCAAGGAAAAUUAUAAUGUGUUUACACCGACCAACGCCUUUACAAUCACCGAAGUACCUAGCGGCCAAGCAAUCAACACAGUUUUCGUCGACAUAUGCAAACGGGUUGGACCGCCUCCGCGGCUUGACUCAGAGCACCUCGACAAGUUCUUAACUCUAGAUCCAGACAUCCCAUAUGAGGUCUUCAAAAUUAGUUUUCGGCCACUCGGUCAAGAAAGAAUAAGCACUCAAAGAACAGCAGCGCCAACAGAUCCUAGCGACACGUACCAGAAAUACAAAUUUCUAAGCCCGGGCAUGCACUGGCUAGAGCCUGGAAAGCAGUAUCUAAUCCGCGCGUGCCAAAAUGCCAGGAUUACUCCGUGGCGUUGGGGGAGGAUAGAAGAGCUAAUGCCCUGCGACUGGUACGCAUCGGAUGGGGAGGCGCUGGAAAUACUUUCAGCUGAAGGCGUCGAAGUCGAAGUAGUGGAAUAAGACCACAAGACCCCGCCCCCGCCUUUAGUGCCUAGCAACAGGGUCGCAAAUUGAAGCUGCAUCGCAGUCUACGAGCUUGGCAAUUGUAAAAUAUAGAAACG
Molecule: messenger RNA, 966 nt
Organism: Annulohypoxylon maeteangense
Lineage: Eukaryota; Fungi; Ascomycota; Sordariomycetes; Xylariales; Hypoxylaceae
Exons: 1
Coding region: 269-865 (198 amino acids)
Source: RefSeq, a predicted model, not a curated record